Molecule: messenger RNA, 2206 nt
Organism: Neomonachus schauinslandi (Hawaiian monk seal)
Lineage: Eukaryota; Metazoa; Chordata; Mammalia; Carnivora; Phocidae
Gene: FRK
Product: fyn related Src family tyrosine kinase
Exons: 8
Coding region: 111-1658 (515 amino acids)
Biological process (GO): protein phosphorylation; cell surface receptor protein tyrosine kinase signaling pathway; cell differentiation
Cellular component (GO): extrinsic component of cytoplasmic side of plasma membrane
Molecular function (GO): non-membrane spanning protein tyrosine kinase activity; ATP binding; signaling receptor binding
Source: RefSeq, a predicted model, not a curated record
CGGGGGAGUUGGUGCUGACUUCCAAGCUGCCUGGUGGAAGAAGAGAAAGUGAAUCUGCAGACUGAGGGGAGAGGGAGAAGCCCCUCUCCCCUCCUCCCAACCACAGCACCAUGGGCAACAUUUGUCUGAGGUUCUGGGCGAACUUGCGGCCCUGCCUCCCCUGCUCGUUCCAGGAGGCCGACAAGCCGGCGGUGGUGAUUGAGAACCCAGUGGCCCACUGCUCCCCCGAUCCUCCCCAGUCGCAGAGUCAGGAGCCGAGGAGAAGCCAUGGCCACUACUUUGUGGCUCUGUUUGAUUACCAGGCGAGGACCGCAGAGGACCUGAGCUUCCGCGCGGGCGACAAGCUCCAAGUCCUGGACACUUCCCGCGAGGGCUGGUGGUUCGCCAGGCACUUGGAGAGAAGGGAAGAUGGCUCUGGCCAACGGCUACAGGGCUAUAUUCCUUCUAACUAUGUGGCUGAGGACAGGAGCCUGCAGGCAGAGCCGUGGUUCUUUGGAGCAAUCAAGAGAACAGAUGCAGAAAAACAACUAUUAUAUUCAGAAAAUCAGACUGGUGCCUUUCUAAUCAGAGAAAGUGAAAGCCAGAAAGGAGAUUUCGCCCUUUCAGUUUUAGAUGAAAGGGUUGUGAAACACUACAGAAUCAGAAGACUGGAUGAAGGGGGUUUUUUCCUUACCCAGAGAAGAACCUUUUCAACACUGAAUGAAUUUGUGAGCUAUUACAUCAAGACAAGUGACGGCCUGUGUGUCCCGCUGGGAAAACCAUGUUUAAAGAUGCAAGUGCCAGUGCCUUUUGAUUUGUCGUAUAAAACCGUGGACCAGUGGGAGAUAGACCGCCAGUCCAUACAGCUUCUGAAGCGAUUAGGAUCUGGUCAGUUUGGUGAAGUGUGGGAAGGCCUAUGGAACAAUACCACUUCAGUAGCAGUAAAAACAUUAAAACCAGGUUCAAUGGAUCCAAAGGACUUCCUGAGGGAGGCACAGAUAAUGAAGAACCUAAGACAUCCAAAGCUUAUCCAGCUUUAUGCUGUUUGCACUUUAGAAGAUCCAAUUUAUAUUAUUACAGAGUUGAUGAGACAUGGAAGUCUGCAAGAAUAUCUCCAAAAUGAUGCUGGGACAAAAAUCCAUCUGACUCAGCAGGUAGACAUGGCUGCGCAGGUUGCCUCUGGGAUGGCUUAUCUGGAGUCCCAGAACUACAUUCAUAGAGAUCUGGCUGCCAGAAAUGUCCUGGUUGGUGAACAUAAUAUCUACAAAGUUGCAGAUUUUGGACUUGCAAGAGUUUUUAAGGUAGAUAAUGAAGACAGCUAUGAAUCCAAACAAGAAAUAAAGCUGCCAGUGAAGUGGACUGCGCCCGAAGCCAUUCGUGGUAAUAAAUUCAGCAUUAAGUCCGACGUGUGGUCAUUUGGAAUCCUUCUUUAUGAAAUCAUUACUUAUGGCAAAGUGCCUUAUAGUGGCAUGACAGGUGCUCAGGUAAUCCAGAUGUUGGGUCAAAACUAUAGACUCCCUCAACCACCUAACUGUCCACCACAGUUCUACAACAUCAUGUGGGAGUGUUGGAACGCAGAGCCUAAGGAACGGCCAACAUUUGAGAAACUGCAUUGGGAACUUGAAGACUAUUUUGAAACAGACUUUUCAUUUUCAGAUACAAAUGACUUCGUAAGAUGAACACUGAAGAAGAACAUUAAAUAAUCAAGUAACAAAAGAGUUCAAUAAUCAGUCCAGAAAUACAACCUUAUUAAUCAACUGCCAGAAGAACUUACCUUGACAUAUUCGAGUGAUAGGGUCAGCGUGUCCGUGUAUUAUGAAGAAGAUUAUAGGUGCAUUAUACGUGACUGGGCAACACUGCACGACAGUCUAAGAUGAUAUUUUAUCACUGUCUGGCAAAAAUCAAACACAGAAACACAGUUAUUUUUCUUUUUAAAAAAUACUUAAACAUUUCUAUUUAUUGUUUGAAAUACCGAUCAAGAGGAUCAACAGAUGAUAGUCAAUUUUUACUCAGUGACUGUUGUAGCAUUUUCCUGUUUACUGAUUAGAGUGGUUAUUCAUUAUUCCUCGGAUUGCUGAAUCCCAUCAGGCUGUUAUUAUGAAGGAAUCUGAUUGCUUUGCUGCACAGCAGGACCUGUGCUUUGAGAUUUUUUUUUCUCUUUUAAAAUAUCCUGUAACUACAAUGAUGGUAAAGCCAUGUGAAAUGACUUGAUUGUACUUGGAGCAAU